AUGCGCGGGCCGGAGAACGAGCCCAUUUUCUGCAUGAAGUCGCAGGCUCCGAUGCCCAUGUGCCUCGCCUCGGAGAGCUCCAACGGACCCAGAAGGAGUUCAGCAUCAUCAAGAAGUACGCCCUCCCAGAGGACGAGGCACACAUCGAGGCUGCAAGUGGAAGGCCACGAGGGGGUGGUCAACGUGUUUCAGCAGCUGGAGGACAUCAUCCAAGAACUCUCCGGAAACAAACGGGAAGACGACGACGUGAAAUACCAAAUCGCCGGUCGGAGCUGGAUGGAUUUGAAGACGGGCUUCAGCAAGAUCCAAAAGGCCCUGCAGCAGGACAUCAAAGAUGGCAACGCCUCCAGCAAGAUGCGGGGCGUCGUCAUGGAUCUGGAGGAGGGCAAGAAGUUCAUCGAAUAUUUGCUGCAGGAGAAGUACGAUGUGAACGACUUCAUGCGGUACAUUGAUCGAGCUGUGCAGAGCCGCUGGGUGCACUACAGGUACUUGGAAGAGACGGCUUCACGGAACAACCAGAUCCUCAAGUCCAGGGAGUCUUACCUGAACAACUUGAAGGAGACGCUGCAGGAGGUGUGUAAGGCCAGCAUGGACUGCGCGUGCCCGAGCCGCAUCACCAUGGCUGCGGCGCAGCGCUCAGAGAAGAUCGCCAUCUUGCGGCUGCGGCGCAUCAAGCAGCGCAUUCGCAAGACCAAGCCCACGCCGGGGCAGAAGGUGCUGGAUCUCAUGGGCAACGAUGAAGACCGGGACAAGACCAAGCUUCAGGAGUUGAAGGAGUCGGUGAUCCCAACUCAGACCUUCUCUGUGGGGCAGCUGGAGUCCAAAGGUGUGGUGGUCCGCAUGCACGAGAAGCUGGCUCCAAAGACCAGGAAGCACCUGAACUUCACCUUCUCGAUGACCGGGGAGGGCUUCAACGUGCAGGUCUUCCUCAAGACCACCUUGCUCAAGGAGUUCGGCAUCUCGCGGCAGCAGAUGGAGGACUUGGAGGUCCCAAGCCCAGCAACAGCCACAAGCCGAAACAUCGAAACCGGGGCAGAUGAACGGUGA
Molecule: messenger RNA, 1047 nt
Organism: Effrenium voratum
Lineage: Eukaryota; Dinophyceae; Suessiales; Symbiodiniaceae
Source: the annotation of a GenBank genome assembly